AUGCCAAACGUCUGUGUUGAAGUAAGAAUAAGACCAAACUCAAGGAAUGUGCUAGAAUUCUCAAACAACAAAAUAAUAGCGGGAUCUAAAAUAUACACAUUCUCAAAAGUGCACAAUCGGGUAUCUCAAACCACUCUAUUCAACACUUCUAUUCUGCCAUACGUUGAAAGGUUUGUUAGUGGCGAAAACUGCACAAUCCUAGCAUAUGGUCAGACAGGCUCUGGAAAGACAUACACUAUGGGGCUCACUCAUAUAAAUGAGAAAGGGAUAAUCCAGAAUUCGCUGGAGUGCAUUUUCAAAAGGGGGCUAACACUGGCCUGCUCAUUCAUAGAGAUAUACAACGAGGAAAUUUACGAUCUUAUGAGCGAAAUAAGAGUCCCAUUGAAUUUAAGACAGGGACUUGAGGAUAUUAAUAUAGUAGGAUUGACUGAGACUGAAAUCUCCUCAUACAGCGAAGCAUUAGAGGUGUUGCAAAAGGGAAAUGAAAAUAGAACGACAAAGUCCACAAAAAUGAAUGUGGAGAGUUCUAGAUCGCAUGCUAUGUUUACAUUAUCCCUCCGCCAAACAGUCAGCGAUAGACCUGUGGAGUCACGGAUGAGCUUUGUGGAUCUAGCAGGCUCGGAAAGAUUGAAGAGAACAGAAUGUAGUGGACAUACUGCUCGAGAGUCUAUUAGUAUAAAUGCUGGCCUCCUUUCCUUGGGAAAUGUGAUUAGUGCCUUGUACCUGAAAAAACCCCACGUGCCGUUCAGAGACUCCAAGCUUACCAGGAUUCUUCAAAAGUGCCUUAAUGGAUAUGUUCUUUUGAUAUCCUGUGUCUCCGGUCUUCAAGAAGAUCUUUUUGAAACCACAAAUACACUGAAGUAUGCCAGUAGGGCAGCUCUGAUAGCACUUGAUAAAAAGGUUCAUGUGGAGAGUGAUAAAGACAAGCAGAUAGUUCUGAAUCUAAAGAAGGAGAUAAGUGCCCUGAAAGAUGAGAAUAAUAGGCUUAGGGCUGCAGCCCUUUGCUCAGGAUUUAAAAAUGAAAAGAUAAGAAACCAUCCUGUUGUGGUUGAACUUAUAAGUCGACUGAGGAGAUAUGAGAGUGAAGAUGCCAUACGGAGCAUUGUAGAAAAUACACGCAACAACAAUGCUAGUGUUAUAAAUAAAGAUGGCAGAGGCAGCAACAGCAUUAGUUUUGCAAACAAGGAUGCUGUGAAUAGUAAUGUGGGUAGAGACAGCCAUAUUGCCAAUGAGGUGUUCCCGAAAUCAACAUUUGUUGAAAGAAUUCAUGGCUCGGUGCUACCCAAAAAACAGAACACCGGCAGAGCCCAGAUAAAUGAAAAGAGUGUUAUAUCUGAGGCUGAUAUUAUCAAAGAGAACAUUGAGAAUAUUUCUAAAAUACACUUGUCAUCAGCAAAUACGAAUUAUACAAGCGAAGUAAAUACUGAGGAGCAAUCAGCUCAUGCAAAUCAGCUCUUUACUAUGAAUCAAGCAGGCAUGGCCAAUGCCAGAAAUAGCACUACAAAUUCUGAACCAUCCAAUAUUAGCACGCUAGUAUCUAGCAUAAGCAAUGUAGUCAAAAUGGAGAAUGUUGGAGUGUCAGAUGAUAGUAGUGCGGGUGUAGUAAGAAAGAAAAGAACUAAGCUUGUCUCCUUUGAUCUGGAGCCCAAGCCUAAGAAGAAUAUCCUUUUUACUCCCUUAAAGGAAACUCGCAGAGUCUCAUUCAAUUUAAUAGAAACCGUAACCGAUCAAACCCCCCUAUCUUUUAUUAUUCAUCAAGGAAAGGUAUUCUUCAACUGUGCAGACUCGAAAAUAAGAGCCUACGACUCAAAACUAUCAAGCAUAGUCUCAGACGACUGUAUUCGGUGUCUAUACUCCUCUGCUAAUCUUUACUAUUCUUCAAGAUCCCUUUUGAAAAUGUUCAUCAGUACUGGAAGAUCCCUUCCAGUAUAUGCUUAUAAGAACGAAAUUUCCUCCCUGACAAUUCAGAACAAUCUUGUCUUUACUGGGCAUGAGGAUGGCUCCUUAAAUGUUCUGGAUAUAAGGUCCAAUGAAGUCCUGCAUUCCAGUAGAAUCCAUAGUGGUGCUGUAUUUGAUAUGAUACUUGCUGAAGGUAAAUUUUUUUCCUGCUCCAGAGACCAUUCGGUUAAAUUCAAUGAGUUUUGUGCCGACAGAUUUCGGUUUUCUCACGACUUUAUCUCUCUGUCUCCUCCCCACUAUGAUAGUGUAAGUAAACUACUGUACUUCAAGGACAGGUGCAUAAGCCUGGGAAGAGACUGCGCCAUAAAAGUAUGGAAUGAUGGACAGCCUUUUAAAACUGUUCCAUAUGCCCAUGAUUCAUGGAUUAAGAGCGGAUCAUCUGCCAAUGACUAUUUUGUAACAGGAUGUAAGAAUGGUAUCGUUAAGUGCUGGGAUUUUAUCGACCAUUCUGUCAGAUGUGUAGGGAGGGUGGAUGUUGGAUCAAGUGUCAACUGUAUGUUAGCCAACGGAAAUGAAUUGUGGGUGGGUGCACAGAGCAAGAAGAUAUAUAGAUAUUGUAUAGAAAAGGAAUAA
Messenger RNA from Vittaforma corneae ATCC 50505, 2532 nucleotides. RefSeq lists its product as uncharacterized. The record is from RefSeq and is a predicted model, not a curated record. The transcript has a single exon. NCBI's taxonomy places the organism in Eukaryota, Fungi, Microsporidia, Nosematidae. Gene Ontology annotation, molecular function: microtubule binding; microtubule motor activity; ATP binding. Gene Ontology annotation, biological process: mitotic spindle organization; microtubule-based movement. Bases 1 to 2532 code for a protein of 843 amino acids.